Ceutorhynchus assimilis (cabbage seed weevil) is the source of this 2085-nucleotide messenger RNA. The record is from the annotation of a GenBank genome assembly. NCBI's taxonomy places the organism in Eukaryota, Metazoa, Arthropoda, Insecta, Coleoptera, Curculionidae.
GUGUCACUUCACUGUUUCAUUUGCAGAACUUUGCUAUGUUAAUACUUCACGCAAAUUCCCCCCACAAAAAUACGAUGAUUAUGGCAAAAUGUAAAUAAGGUGGCAAACAGUGCAGGACAAUCAUUGAACCAAUUUGGUUAAAAAUAGUAGCAAAAACCCAUUGUUAUCAGUUCAUAUUCUAGAUUUUUGCGCUUUAUUUAAUUUAGAAAUGAAAAUGUUUCAAAUAGUUCUCCUUUUAUUUAAUCUUGUCAGUGCAAUAUGUUGUUAUAAACCUUUGAUACUUUUGCACGGAAUCAUGACUGGUUUCGAGAGUAUGGAACUUAUAAAAAAUCGCAUUGAAGAGAAACAUCCAGGUACAAUUAUUUACAACAUAGAGAGAUUUGGGGGCUGGUCCAGCUUGGAGAACAUGAAUUAUCAAGUGCAACAACUCAGUCAUGAUUUCAAUAAUUUCACUAGAAUGCAUCCUGAAGGAAUACACCUUCUAGGCUACUCACAAGGGGCUUUAUUGGCAAGAACAAUUUUACAAGCAAACUCCAACCAUACAGUCCAUACAUUCAUUUCAUUAAGUGGCCCGCAAGCAGGUCAAUAUGGAACCCAGUUUUUGCAUCUAUUUUUCCCUGGGGUAGCUUUAGAGACGGCAUAUGAACUGUUUUAUUCUAGAGUGGGACAGCAUACCUCUGUAGGCAAUUACUGGAACGAUCCUUAUCACGAGAAACUGUUUAUUGAAUAUUCACAAUAUUUGCCCUAUGUGAAUAAUGAGUUGCCUACCAAUAAUAGCCAGCAAUUUAAAGAGGCAUUGACUAAAUUGAAAAAAAUGGUGCUUAUAGGCGGGCCUGAUGAUAAUGUUAUCACACCUUGGGAAUCAAGCCAAUUUGGAUACUAUGAUUCUAAUGGAACAGUCAUAAACCUAAUGGAAAGAGAUAUAUUCAUUAAUGACAGAAUUGGCCUUAAAACGCUGUACCAAAAAAAGAAAUUGAAAAUUGUUUCAGUGCCUGGUGUUAAUCACUUUGACUGGCAUUUGAAUACAUCCAUAGUAGACAAUUAUAUUCUGCCAUACUUAGAUUAAGAUUAGUGCCAAAAUAAUUGCUCACCAUGACCUAAUUUAGUAUAAUUUAUUAGCUCAGUGAUUUAAAAUGAACAACUUCAGUUACCUUAUUUAUUUAUUAGAUAAUUCCAAAAACAUCCUUGGUGUUUUUACCACUACUAGGCAAAAAUGUGAUAUUUAAAAGUAAUAAAUUUUGCAAAAAUGCAAAAAUAGUUUUUUUUUUUCAAAAAUUUAUUAUACACAAUACAUUAAUAAUUAUUAUAGAUCAAUUUAACAAAAUAUUGCAACUUAAACAUAAUAGUGUGGUUUUUUAAUCACUAUACCAAAUUCUGCAAGUGCAGGUGUAAGAUCCUCCAUGGUCAGACAAUAUUUUUUGUCUUUAAUACCUUUGGCAGCCUAGAAAAUAUAGAAAGGUAAAGUUAAAUGGCUCUUUACAAAAGUCUAUUGAAAUGUCUUUAUUUCUAAAACAAUUCAAUAAUAUUUCUGAUACAUGAUCAUUAAAUAAUUAAGAUACUCCUCAGCUUAAUUAAGAAUAUUGAAGUUAAUUCUAAAAUCAUUUUUAAUCACCUUUGAGUUGGCUCCACUUGUUCCGGCAUUGGAAGACCUCAUCUUACAAUGUUGCAAGGCAUCAUUCCCAAUAUCAGAUAUAAAUUUUUGAGCAGCAAUGGAAAUGAGUCUCAAUAGUCUUGGAUCUUUGGGUUCGAAGCCAGAGGAUCUUAAAUAAUAAGCGGUUACAGCGUCUGGAAUCUAGAACAAAUGGUUUUUUAUGAAAUAUUUGUCCAUUUAAGGUGUUUGGUACUCACUGUUGGGUUGUAGUCUUCUAGCUGAUGUAAAAAGUCACUCAGAGGCUGGCCAAGGGUGACUGGGCUAUUCUGAGUUUCUAUAUCCAUUUUUUCUUCUUUUAUUUGAUUGUUCAUUGUGAAAAAUGUUGGGAAAUGGAGAAUAAAUUUUUUAGGAAAGCAAAACAAAUAACAAGAUACCACACUAUGACAGUUGACACUAUUGACAAUUGUCAGCUUGGAAUGCGCACACAUUCAGUU